UCACCUCUUAGAAGCAGAUAUGAUACGAGCACUCUUAACCACUCGUAGCAUCGAGCAAACACUCCCCCAUUCUCCUCGCCAAGCAUGAUGUAAAUGUCAGACGCCGGCGGCAACCGCGAGGACACCGACUCCAACCACCUGCAGCCGGAGCCGAGCGAAGCCGAAGCGGGCACGCCGAGGGUGCUAGCCGCGCUGUCUUUCGUCUUGGAGAAGCUGGUAGCUCGGAACGAUCGGCUGGCGGUCGACAGCGGGGCGAGCGACGACGACGACGACAAUGGCAGCUCGCGGAGGCUGAGGGCGUUUCACGGUGCGAGAGCGCCGAACAUAAGCUUGGCGAAGUACGUGGAGAGGUUGUACAAGUACUGCAGUUGCAGCCCGGCGUGCCUUGUGGUUGGGUAUAUCUAUAUUGACAGGAUGGUGCACAGACACCCUCGGUUCCUCCUCGUCUCCCUCAAUGUCCACAGGUUGCUCGUGACAAGUGUCAUGCUUGCUUCUAAGAUGCUGGAUGAUGUGCAUUACAACAAUGCGUUCUAUGCUAGGGUUGGGGGAGUGAGCAACGCAGAGCUGAACAGGCUAGAGCUGGAGCUGCUGUCGAUGUUGGAUUAUGGAGUGAUGGUGAGCUCUAGGGUUUUUGAGAGCUACUGCCUCCACUUGGAAAAAGAAAUGCUGUGGAAUGGCAUCUCCCAGAAUGUCCCUAGGUCGCCCUCACUACCCACCCCUGUUCAUCACAUUCCUGAAAUUCCAUUACACGAUCCCCAACCCUAGCUCUCUCUCUCUCUCUCACACACACACACACACACCAAAAGUCCAUAAAUUCAUAGUGAGAAAAAAAGUUUGUAACGAUGAAGAGUACUCAAAAUUCAAGGGUACCAUCUUAGCAUGAUUCCUUAUCUCGGUUCUAUUGGUUCUUGUAAUGAACUCUUUGCAUUUUAUCUCACAUUAUGAAAAAAUUUCCACUCUCGGCUAAAAUAGUCUCUGAUAAGAUUAUAUUUGGUUUACCGAAUAAUCAUCCAUAUGAUUACAGUUGAUGACUAUUUGUAAAUUUCACUAUCAGAGUAUUUAUAUGAUUGCGAUUGAUGAUCUGUUUGCAAA
This is a messenger RNA of Malania oleifera, 1092 nucleotides long. Its product is annotated as cyclin-U1-1-like. NCBI's taxonomy places the organism in Eukaryota, Viridiplantae, Streptophyta, Magnoliopsida, Santalales, Ximeniaceae. Gene Ontology annotation, molecular function: protein kinase binding. The transcript is spliced from 2 exons. The record is from RefSeq and is a predicted model, not a curated record. The coding region runs from base 94 to 765 and encodes 223 amino acids. Gene Ontology annotation, biological process: regulation of cyclin-dependent protein serine/threonine kinase activity.